GCUGGCCCUGCUGUGAUAUUUGAGCCUGGCUCUCCCACUUUAAGGGAAAGACACAGACAGCAAGCACAGAAAGAGAGGGAAAGAGAGAAUGGGAAGGAGCUGAAUGGGAUUCCAGGAGAAGCAGAGCUCUGCCUGGGAGGGUGCCUUUGGUUGGGGUGCCCUGCCCCACCUCCAGGCCGCCUUUCUCUGGCUUCACAGACUGGAGGAGAGCAGGAGGCGGAGGGGGCAAGACGGUGUUCCUGAGCACAAGGCAAACUUGGUCUGAUCAAGAACAAUACAAGAAAUCUAUCACAUUUGUAAUUCCAGCUUUUCAUUUUUGAACUGGGCACUGCUACCAGGAUGGCUACAAAAAGCACUCUAUCAACUUUUAAGUUGUUGACCACAGUUUCCCAUUGAGGAAUUUCUGAACAGUGUAAAGAAGGAGUUCAAAAUGGCAGAGCUCACUGCAGAAAAUGGCAGCUGCACGGACUGGCAGAAACGAUGCUUUAUGUUAGAGACACAGCUUUUCAAAUUCCGCCUGCAGGCUAGUAAGAUCCGGGAGCUCCUGGCUGAGAAGAUGCAAGAACUGGAGCAAAGAGUGGCCGAAGCAGAACACAGAGCCCAAAGUGCAGAGAAGCAGGUUGAAAUCAUGGAAGAGAAGUUGAAACUUGCCAACAUGAAAACCAAUGAAUCAACUGAAUACAAGAAAUAUCAGCAGAUGAUGAGCAGAGUGCAAGAGAAGGAUGAACUGAUUGAAAAACUGGAGGUCCAGCUGGAAAAGCAGAAACAGCUAAGGGAAGAAGAAGCUAAAUCUGUCCAAGAAAAAGCAGCCAAAAUUAAGGAUUGGGUGACAGCUAAACUAAGAGAGCUGGAGCUGGAAAACCAUUAUCUUAAGGAUUGUAACACAAGGUUAACAGAGCAGAUCAAAGCUCUUCAAGCAGCUCUACAAGAUCUAAUAACUGUCUCGUCUGAAGAAUCCGUUUCCAGCUGUAAUAUCAGACUACUUAGAGACCCGCUGUCAUGCCUCCUUGAAAACUCAGACCAGGAUCCCAGGUUUCUUGCUGUGGACAUCAAACAAUCCUGUCAGGGUGUAUCUACACAAGGAAUUCCAUAUAUAGCAAGUAUGGUCUUUAUGGAUGACACCUCUGUAGCUGAUGAGGUGGAUAAAUCAGUGCUUUCUCAAAGUUCACUGAGGCUUAUCUCUGACUCCUCAAAUAACAAUAGCGCUUCAGCCAAUGACCUGGUCUCCAUGGCAGAGUCUCCGUUUUGCACAACUUCAUUAAAACACAAAGUCGAGGCUGUGAAAAUCCGUGGAGCAUUAACUUUUCCAUCUCCCCUGGAGGGAUGUAAGAACUUGACUAGUGCCUCAGACAAGACAGUGCACAACUUGUACAAGCAACCAGAUGAAAUGAAUUCUGAGAUUAACACUUCUAGGUGGACCUCAUCCUGCUCUGGGGAACUCAGAAACAUCUGCAGCAGUCCUAUCUCAACGUCAGCCCCAGCUUUGAAGCUGCAAAAAUCCAUCAUGUCAAUACCCUCCCAUUUUCCAGGGAAGGAAGGUGGACUAGGCAGCAGCAUGACUCUCCCUAAGGUACGGACCCCUAGCAAUCCAAGGGACAGCAUCCUGCUAGCCAAGAGGCAUUAUAGCCAACCACAGCCAGGAGCAGAUUGCUUCCAUCAUGUGGUGAACAUUGAGAUCAGUACUUUUCAUCCUAAAAGAGCCACUGCCCAUUGCCAGGGAAAAGUUGAGGAGACAGAUAUCGAUGAAGAGGUAGCAGAGAAGAUGGAAACCGAUGACCGUGUGGUGGAAAUGCAUCAAUUGUCUUGUCCAAGAAGUGAGACCAACACUCCGGAAACCACCAUAGUCCUGGAUCCAGGAGGCAAGCCACCCACCCCUCCAUUGCACAGAUUUCCAUCCUGGGAGAGUCGGAUCUAUGCAGUAGCUAAGUCUGGCAUGAGACUUUCAGAAGUGGCUCUUGGGAGUGACUCUUCUAGCCAUGCUUCAAAUUUCCCAACGUAUUCAUCACCUGGGCCAUACACUUGCCACAUUUACAAAAAUGUCACAGUGCCUGUCUACACUAUGCUAAAAGGGAAAGCCACCCAAAUCAGCAACACUCCUUUCAUGGAUGAGUCCUCAGGCUCUGAUGAUGACUGCAGCUCCCAUGUUAGCAUCAGUGCUUCCAAUGCGGGAUGCGAGCUCAGAAGAACAAGCAUGCCAGGCAGCCCUCGUGCAGUGAAAAGAGCAGGUGUUUCUAUGUCUUCAGUUAGCUCAGAAAGUGAUUAUGCCAUUCCUCCCGAUGCUUACUCCUUGGAGGAAGACUAUUCUGAACCUGAGCACAAACUCCAGAGAACAUCAUCUUAUUCCACUGAUGGUGGGGAACUGUUAGAAAAAUCUGGUUAUCUGUUGAAAAUGGGUGACCAGGUAAAAGCAUGGAAGAGAAGAUGGUUUGUUUUGAGAAAUGGACAGAUCAUGUAUUAUAAGUCUCCGAGCGAUGUUAUCUGUAAGCCACAGGGGCGGAUUGAACUGAAUCCUUCUUGCCAAAUUGUAAGGUGUGAAGGAUCCCACAUUUUCCAGCUCAUCACUGAAAAAAGAACUUACUUCCUGACAGCUGACUCUCCUAACAUCUUGGAAGAGUGGAUCCGUGUCCUUCAAAACAUCCUGAAAGUGCAAGUGACCAGUGCCUCUCAGGUGUCUCUCCGAGAUGCCAAACCCUCUGUGAAAGGCUGGCUCACCAAGGUGAAACAUGGACGCUCAAAGCUGGUUUGGUGUGUGUUGAUUGGGAAAAUAUUUUACUAUUACCGUAAUCAGGAGGACAAGUGUCCACUGGGCCAUUUGCAUCUGCAUGAAUCAAAAGUGGAAGAAGUAGAUCGCUCCUGUGAUUCUGAUGAAGAUUAUGAAACUCAUGGUGGGAGCCUCCUUUCUUCCCAUUGCACCCUGGUUAUCCACCCUCCAGAGCAGAGUCCUACCUACCUGCUCAUUGGUACUAAACAAGAGAAGGAUACUUGGUUAUACCACUUAACAGUAGCAGCAGGCAGCAGCAAGAGCAGUGCGAAGGUGGGCACUGCCUAUGAGCAGCUGAUUGGGAAGCUAUUGGAGGCAGAAGGAGACCCAAAUUCCCCUUUGUGGAAACAUCCGGUGCUCUGUUACAGCAAAGAUGGGCUGCAAACGUCCCUCACCACCCUGCCCUCAGAAGCAUUGCAGACUGAGGCCCUCAAACUCUUCAAGUCUUGCCAGCUGUUCAUCAAUGUCCCCGUAGAAGCUUCAUCAAUAGAUUAUCACGUUACAUUGGCACAAACAGCACUUCAGGUCUGCCUGACCCACAGUGAGCUCCAGAAUGAAAUCUACUGUCAACUGAUGAAGCAGACCAGCCGAGAGGGCCAGAAUCACUCUGUUAUUCAGUGCUGGCAGCUACUGGCUCUUUGCUCUCCUCUCUUCCUGCCUCAGCACCACUUCCUCUGGAAUCUCAAGCAUCAUCUGCAGCACCAUGCGGACCCAAAAACUGAAGUAGGCAAGUAUGCCAUCUACUGUCAGAGGUCAAUGGAGCACACUUUGAAAGCUGGAGAGCGAGAAGCCAGACCUUCCCGAAUGGAGAUUGUGUCCAUUUUGCUGAGGAACCCCUAUCACCACUCCCUCCCCUUCAGCAUCCCAGUCCACUUCAUGAAUGGAACCUAUCAGGUGGUUGGCUUUGAUGGCUCUUCAACUGUAGAUGAGUUUCUGCAGCGGCUGAACCAGGAGACAGGGAUGAGGCGAUCAGCUCUCUCUGGAUUUUACCUCUUUACAGAUGAUCCUUCUGGCAGAGAUCUAGAACACUGCCUACAAAGCCCCGUGAAGAUCUGUGAUAUCAUUUCAAAAUGGGAGCAAGCAUUGAAAGAACUGAAUCCAGGAAAAUAUGAUGGUGGUACACGAAUAGUGAAACUCACCUAUAAAAAUAGAUUAUAUUUCCGAAGUCACGCAAAAGCUGAGACAGACCGAGAGCGCUUAUUGCUGGCUUUCCAGAUCAAUGGUGAAAUAGCUAAUGGGAGAUUCCCAGUCAAUAAGGAGCUGGCUCUGGAAAUGGCAGCUUUGAUGGCUCAGGUGGAAUAUGGGGACUUAGAUCGACCAAUACCAUCCAACUCUGGUGGAGCAUCCCAUUCCAAAAUGCAACAUUUUCUCCAGCAGGUUCUGGACAAAUUUUACCCCAAGCGCUACAGACACAGUAUUUCUUCUGAACAGUUACGGCGGCUGGCUGACCGAUUAGCUACUAAAUGGAUGGUGCUGCAAGGGUGUUCUCUACAAGAAUGUGUUCGGAUCUAUUUGACUGUGGCUCGGAAAUGGCCCCUCUUUGGAGCCAAACUGUUUACUGCUAAGCCUGUCCUACCUUCUUCUUUGGAAGACGCUCCACUAUGGAUAGCUGUGAAUGAAGAUGGAAUCAGUAUACUGGACUAUAACACUUUGCACUUAAAAUUAGCUUACUCCUAUUCUUCUGUGCUGACUUUUGGAGGCUAUCAUGAUGACUUUAUGAUCGUAGUCAGUCAAGUGAAGGAUAGGUGUUCUGGCAAAGCCCAUUCUGAAAAACUACUUUUUACAAUGGCAGCUGUAAAGAUUGUUGAAGUGACUCUCCUUAUUGCCAGCUAUAUUAACUGCUGUUCUUCAACACCACACUUGUCUCCUGGUCCACCUGCUCAGAUCAUCAGUCCACCAUGGAGUACAUCAUCUGCUAAGAAGCUCAUGGGACAUGAAAGCAGGUCUUUCUUUCCUUCACUGCCCCGGACCACUAAGGGACCUACCCUGCUGUAAGGACUGCUCCAAGUGCCCUUUUACCACACUGUGAACUGAAAACUGCUGUGAUUUCAAUUAUUAUGUGCCCUGUUAGUCAGGCAGACUCCAAGUCUACCUCUUUAAUGAAGUGCAACAUUCCUUGUUUAAAGUUGAUGCCCUUUGUGUUUGUUGAAGGCUUUCAUGGCCGGAAUCACUGAGUUACUGUGAGUUUUCCAGGCUGCAUGGCCAUGUUCUCUAAAAUCAGGACAGUAAACAAAGAGCAACACUAAAAAAAACAGGGGAAUUCCAAACAAGAAUAAAUGAGGGCCAGCUAACACCUCCCAACAAAGGAUCUCCCAGGCAGCAACCAACCAAGCUUCGAAGCUGCAAGGCCAUUAAUUGCUAAUCAAGGCGGCCAAUUGCAACAUUCACACUUUCCUCAAGCAGACAAGAGUUCUUUCUCCAACCCUGGACAUUCCACAGAUAUAUAAACCUCACUUGCUGGUUUCUAAUAGACCUCACAACCUCUGAGGAUGCCUGCCGUAGAUGUGGGUGAAACAUCAGGAGAGCAUGCUUCUGGAACAUGACCUUAACGCCUGGAAAACUCACACCACCCAUUGAUUCCCUUUCUUCCUUAAUAGCAUUAGAGCUGGAAAUGGAGGGGUUGCCUGUUCUGAACCAACAGAGUAUAUUUAAUAUUCCUCUUUACCCUUUACUUUAUGUCAAGAUCUGCAUUGCCUCCUGG
Molecule: messenger RNA, 5462 nt
Organism: Anolis sagrei ordinatus
Lineage: Eukaryota; Metazoa; Chordata; Lepidosauria; Squamata; Anolidae
Gene: PLEKHH1
Product: pleckstrin homology, MyTH4 and FERM domain containing H1
Cellular component (GO): cytoskeleton
Source: RefSeq, a predicted model, not a curated record